AUGAACUCUUUUUGGAGGAGAGCUCAAGGUAGUAAUAGUUUUGUGGAAGGCCAUAUUUUAUCGGAUCAAAGAAAAGAUACCAUUCAACAUUUGACAAUAGUGAUCAAACAAUGUCUAUCAUAUUAUUUUGGAAAUAAUGCAAAGCCAAUUAAUGAAACCACCAAAUUAAUGGCACCAACACCAGCGUUACUAUCACAACAAUUAUCAGGUAUUGACAAUAGUGAUGCAACAUUAAUCGAAAUUGAAUUGGUUAAAUCAUUAUGUGACCUUUUAGAGAGUUAUCUUUGUCAUAAAUUAAAAAAUAAUUAUUCAAUUUGGAAAUUAAUAGUUUUAAUUUUAUCACCUUCAAAUAGUAUUAAUUCAAAUUCUGAUACUAAUAGUAGUAAUAAUAAUGGUAAUAAUAAUGGUGGAAAUAAUAAUAAUAAUAAUAAUAGUUCAAAACUUUCAAUAUUUUCAAAAGUUGCAACAUCAAUUAAAACAUCAGCUUCAAAUAUUACAUUAUCGUCACAACCAAUUACACCUAAAUCACCAGAGGAUAUAGAGUAUUGGACAAAUCAAAUUGAUUGUAUUCAAAGUUUAAGUGAGGUAACUUCAAAUAUUGGUAAAUUUAGAGCAUUAUUAAGAAGGUCAUUAAAUGAAUCAACGAUUAUUCAAUUACUUAAUUCAAUUGCAAAUAAUAAUGAUAUAUUAAGAAAUUAUUAUGAAGAAGAUGCAAUAUUAAGAAAUAAAGAAGAUUCUGAUAUUUUUAGAUCAAUGUUAGCUUCAUUAGAUCCAAUAACAUUUAAUAUAGAAUAUAAUGAUCCAGAAUUAAAUACAUUAAUAAUUGAUACACCAUUAAUACCAAAAACAAUUGAUAAUACUUUAAUUACAAUCGAAACUGAUAAUGAUAAUAAUAAUAGUAAUAAUAAUACUAGUAAUAAUGGUUCAUUAAAUAAUAGUAAUGAAAAUAUUAAUUUAAAUUCAUCACAAAAUAAUAUUUAUAAUAAUAAUAAUGGAUCAUUAAAUAAUAAUAAUAAUAAUAAUAAUAAUAAUAAUAAUAAUAAUAAUAAUAAUGAAAAUAUUAAUUUAAAUUCAUCACAAAAUAUGAAUGAUCAAUUAGGGGUAACAUCAGAGUUAACAUCAUCAAAUAAUGAUUUAGUAUCAUCGUCAUCAUCAUUAUCAACUACAGGUGAAAAAGUAAUUAGAACAAAAAAGAUUAUAAAAUCAUUAACUAGAACUAUUGAUUUCGAUAGUGCACCAUCUUUUGAUGAAAAUACAAAUGCUGAUGGUAGUUCAGAUUCAUUAGCUAAUCAACAAAAUAUAUCAACUGGUUCUGAAAAAAUUAUUAAAAAGAAAAUAGUAAAAAGAAUUAUUAAAACUAAAAUCGUUUCAAAUUCAUCAGUUCCAACAAAUAGUCCAACAAAUAUUCCAACAAAUAGUCCAUCAACAGAUUUAGAUAAUAAUGAUCCUAAUCCUAAUAAUAUUUCUAUCACUAACCCAUAUAUUAAUAAUACUAAUAAUCUUAAUCCUAAUAAUAAUAAUAAUAAUAAUAAUAAUAAUAAUAAUAAUAAUAAUAAUAAUAAUAAUAAUAGUAGUAAUAAUAAUAAUAAUGGAGUCGCACAAAACAUUGGUUUAGAUACAUCAAAUUACAAUGUACCUAUAGUAAAGAAUUUUAUUGUUGAAGAAACAACAAAUAGUGAUUCCAGCACUAAUGAAACUAAACAAAAUAAAGAAAAUUCAGAUACAAAGGAUAUUGAAAAAGAAAAAGUCGGGGAUAAAAAAGAAGAGUUAAACCAAGAAAACAAUAGUUUUAUUAAAGGAAAAGAAUUUGGAGAAGUAGCAUCAGAAUCAUUUUUGGUUAAUUCAACAAAUGAAAAAGAAUUAAUUGCUUCAAUUCCAAUCGAAAACUUAGAAAUUAAAGAAGAAAUAAAAGAAGAAGCAAAAGAAGAGGAAAUAGAAAAAAUAAAAGAAGAAAUUAAACAAGAAACUAAAGAAGAGUCAAAAGAUGAAAUAAGUGAGGAAGAAAAAGAGGUAACAAUGGAAGAAGAAAUAAAAGAAGAAAUAAAAGAAGAAAUAAAAGAGGAAAUCAAAGAAGAAAUCGAUGAGGUUAAAGAAGAAAUUGAUGAGGUUAAAGAAGAAAUCAAAGAAGAAAUCAAAGAAGAAUUUAAAGAGGAAAUCAAAGAAGGACAAAAAAUUGAUAAUAAAAUACCAGAAUUUACUUUUGUUAGAAGCGAAGAAAAUGAUGAUAUUUUAAUGGGAGAGGAAGAAAUAAUUAAAGAGAAUUCUAAUAAUAAUAAUAAUAAUAAUAAUAAUAAUAAUAAUAAUAAUAAUAAUAAUAAUAAUAAUAAUAAUAAUAAUAAUAAUAAUAAUAAUAAUAAUAAUAAUAAUAAUAAUAAUAAUAAUAAUGAUAAUGAUAAUAUUGGAAAUCAAUCAUUUGGAUUUUCAAUUGAUUAUGCAUCAUUAUUAAAACAAUAUAGUACUGAUAAUAAUAUUGAAGAUCAUGAAAUUUCAAAUAUUGCAAGUGUUAUUAUUCCAUCUGAUAAAGAUUUUAAAUAUCCAAUUGAACAAGAAGAAAAUUCAACCAAUAAAUUUAAACCACUAAAAUCCCAUGAUGAUGAUGAUAAUAAUAAUAAUAAAGAGGAAGAUAAUGAAGCAAUUAGAUUUAAAUUAAAUGUUUUAUUAGAUCAAGAAGAAGAGCAAGAAGAAUUAAUCUCUGAACCAUUACCUGAUGAUUUCUUCAUUGAUGAAAAUGAUAAGCAACAACAGCAACAGCAACAGCAACAAGAACAACAACAACAAAAUUUUAAAGAAUUUUCAUUUUCAUAUAAAAAUGAAAUUCAAUCUUCAUCCCCACAAUUUUAUAAUCAACAACAACAACAACAACAACAACAACAGCAACAACAACAACAACAACAACAACAACAACAACAACAACAACAACAACAACAACAACAACAACAACAACAACAGAAUGUAAAUACAAUAACUACAACUUCAACAACAACAACAACCUCAACCUCAAUAACAAUGGCAAAUUCAACAAUUAAUAAUUCUAUUGAAUUACAUAAAUCAUCAUCAACAUCAUCACUUGCAUCAUCAACAUCAUCACUUGCAUCAUCGACAUCAUCAUCAUCAUGUAAAAUCAAAAAUAUUAAAUCACCAAUUGAAAGACAAUUACAAAGGGAAAAGAGUAAUAGUAGUUUAAUAUCUAAUAUAACAAUUGUUGAUAAUUAUUCAAAUGAAGGUGAUGAAUAUAUUAAAAAGAAAGUUGAAGAACAACGUGAAAGAAGAUAUCGUAAAGAGAUACAUGCACCAAGAAAGAGAUUACAUUUUACAAUUCAAAAUAAUUUAUCAUCAUUAAAAGAUCAAGAUUUUAAAUGUGCUAAUUGUUCAAAGGAUAUCUCUGGAUUAUUCUCAAGUUCAAGAUUUUGUGACUACAGUGGUAAAUAUUUUUGUAGUGGGUGUCAUGAUAAAUCAGUUUAUUACAUACCAAGUAGAAUAGUACAUAAUUGGGAUUUUAAGAAAUAUUCAAUUUCAAAAGCAAGUUAUGAAUUCUUAAAUUCAAUUGAAAAAGACCCAUUAAUUGAUUUACUCACUUUAAAUCAAAAACUUUUUGAGAAUAAAAUUUUACUUAAAAUUAGAAAUCUUAGAAAACAAAUGUUUUUCUUGAAAGAUUUCUUACAAACUUGUGGUAUCAAUAAUAGUGUUAGCAAAUCAUCAGGUUUCGCUUUAUUUCAAUUAUCUUUACCACCAAAUAUGCAUUAUCUUGCAAAUGAUAUAGAACUAUAUUCAAUCUAUGAUUUGGUUAAUCAUAAAGCACUUUGGGAAUCAUUACGUCAUUUAGUGGCUAAAUGGUUAGAUCAUGUCGAAACUUGUACACUUUGUGCUGCAAAAGGUUCAAUUUGUCAAUUUUGUAAUAAUGAUUCUCCAAUUUAUCCUUAUCACAUCUCAACUGUUCAACAAUGUCAAAAUUGUAAAAGUGUUUCUCAUAAAAGUUGUUAUCAAGCAAUUAAAUGUCCAAAAUGUAUAAGAUUAGCAACUGCAAGAUUAAAUAAAUCAAAAGAAGAAAAUCAAUUAAAAUAA
Dictyostelium discoideum AX4 is the source of this 4062-nucleotide messenger RNA. Its product is annotated as RUN domain-containing protein. Lineage: Eukaryota; Evosea; Eumycetozoa; Dictyosteliales; Dictyosteliaceae. The transcript has 2 exons. Gene Ontology annotation, cellular component: late endosome. The record is from RefSeq and is a predicted model, not a curated record. Bases 1 to 4062 code for a protein of 1353 amino acids.